ACCCCCAGCUGUGACAGAGCAGCGGAUUUACGCACAGAUAUACAGACAGGUAGGACAAUCUUGGCUCUUGCGAUGAAAACAAAGUGGCGUCUCUUGGUUUUUUGGAAUGUUUUAUCACUGGGCCUCGUCAACUCGGCAGCGGACACCCUUAAAUCUCCGUCUGUAUGGCGCCCCACUAGAGGGAUAAAAGUUUCUAAAUUGGGGGACCCAAAAAAACCCGCCGACACAAUCAACUUGUCGACAACAGGCGACAGAGAAUCCGGCCAGAAGUUUCCCACUCAAAACAUGAGUUUCCCCUCACCUCGACGCAACACUGAGCUGCCACUGACAUCUACAUCUCCUUCUCCAAAACCCAAAAUACGCCGAUUUGUGCGUCCAGAAAGGCCCGAAGCAAAGAUCAGCCCGGACUUUGCUUCCCUCCCAGACGUUUCCGUCACCUGCUCCACGUCUGACCUGGUUGUGCGGGUCAAAACAGCCUUCUAUGGUUUUGGUGCAAAUGCCGAGGAACUGAAAUUGGGCACCUGCAAAAGCAAUGGGGUUCUCGGUCCCUAUGGCGACCUGCUCUUCACGUAUCCCCUGACAGAGUGUGGUGCCAAGCGUGAGAUGCCCCCUGGUUAUCUGGUCUAUAAGUACGUGCUCCACUACGCGCCCUCGCCAAAAUGGUUCCCGAGCAGAGCGCAUCGGAUCGAUGUCAACAUUGAAUGUCGUUUUCAAAGGUAUCAUCAUGUGCGCCAACUGGCUGUGCGUCCCACCUGGCGAACUGCUGUUGUGCGUAAAAGGCUGAAGGCGGGUCUGAAGGCAGGUCCGAACGACUUCCAAGUUCAGCUGAUGGAUGGUCAUUGGACCGGGCCAGUCAAGUCCAGAGUGUAUCAGCUCGGGGAGAAUGUUAAUUUCCAGGUUUCUGCUUCACGUCUUCCCCCUGGAGGAAAGCUGUACAUCAACAGCUGCUAUGCCACACUUUCCAGUGGCUCUAAAUCAUCCAUCAAGUACACCAUCAUCGACAACUUUGGCUGCAUGGUGGAGAGCCAGAGGGACCCAGGGGCCUCUCAUUUUGUCUCUCCCAGAACAGAUAAGACUCUGCGAUUCUCCUUUAGAGCCUUCCAGUUCAUUGCUAACCCUGACACUGAGGUCUACAUUCACUGCAAACUACUUGUGACAUCAAAGGACCCAAGUCCUGCACACAAAUCCUGCACCUACAGGGAGAGCAAGUGGAAGGCCCUUACUGGUGACGACUCCAUAUGUGAGUGCUGUGACUCACGAUGUUUGAUCCCUGAACCCCGGAGGGCCAUGAUGGAAGGCUCUGCCAGCAGCGGGCCGAUGUUGGUCUCAGAUCAACCACACAGGCUGGAAGAUGGCUUUUUACCAGUUACAACAUCUCUGGUCAGCAUGAGCACACACAGCAACCCUGAAGACACAGUGGUGUUUGAGACCAAAAUGAGCCACCAAACCACUGAGGAGAUGCACAGUCCAGACUAUGAUGUUGAUGAUGUUGAUGAUGCUGUUGAAGACCAGCAAAGCUACAGACUCUUGCAGGAAGAAAAAAGCAGGAUUAUUUUUGACGGAGUGAAAGAAGCUGGAUUAGAUGAAGUAGGUUUCAGAGAUGGGCUUUUUGAGGAUGAGAGGAAAAUGUCUGGUAUGACAGAUUUAGAGGAAUUUGCAGUGGAUGGCUCAGGGUAUGUAGUUACACAGGAUUAUCUGCAGAGAGAAGAAUCAGGAUCACAGACAGAAUCUGAAAGAGGACCAGAGCUGAGAGCAGUAGAUGGAAAGGAAGAUGAUGUCUUCGAUGAAAAGCAGUUGAGUCAUCUACAAGAGCAGGGAAAUGGACAGCCACCACAUGGUGUGGGGGUGAAGGAAAUGUUGGCAUCAGAAAUAGAAGUUGACUCACAGUCUAUUAAGACAUUGAGGGAGGAUAAGGUGCAGCCGCCGGAAACUCAAAGUAAAGAAGAAAAAGGAGAAAAGAACACAGGUAGAGAUGAAGAACCAGAGAGGGCGACUGUCUCUAAGACUGAGAGGAAGAAAGAUGAUGGUCAGGCAGAGGCAGAAACAGUGGAUAGUCAGGAAAUGACUUGGUAUUUCACAUGGAUGUAGUAUUAGUGCAUCACUGCUCAAAGACUAUUGUAGCCCACAGUAGGUUAUUCUGCUGACACAUUUCAAUAAAAAUACACAACACUGAAAUGCA
Molecule: messenger RNA, 2179 nt
Organism: Myripristis murdjan (pinecone soldierfish)
Lineage: Eukaryota; Metazoa; Chordata; Actinopteri; Holocentriformes; Holocentridae
Product: zona pellucida sperm-binding protein 3
Exons: 8
Coding region: 73-2088 (671 amino acids)
Biological process (GO): binding of sperm to zona pellucida; positive regulation of acrosome reaction; egg coat formation
Cellular component (GO): extracellular matrix
Molecular function (GO): acrosin binding
Source: RefSeq, a predicted model, not a curated record